AUGUCGCCACUUCCAGGAGGCUCGCUAGAACUGCCUGAUGGCGCUGAAGAACAUGAUCUGCGUGAUGGCGCUGAAGAACUUGAUCUGCCUGGUGGAGCUGAAGCUUUAUUGGCCAAGUUACAAAAGGCAGUCAAGAAUGCAUCCCCUGCGAUGGUAGGGGACGGGUAUAAAAGACAUUACCAAUACAAAGGUCUCUCAGAAUGCGCGAAGUUUUCGAAGAUGGUCAUCGGCCACAAGGCCAAACAUAUUCUAGAAGUUCUACUACCCUCGGCAGGUUUGAAGCCAAAGUGCGAAGGGAAAACCAAACUUCCCGUAAUUCUUGGAUUCCACGCUGGGCUCAAAGUCCCCGAUGACUCUGUGGGCAUGGCUGUUUUGAUCACAGCUCCUGUCAAUAUCGAAAUAAAUUCAACUUCUAUGACGAAAGAUCAUUUUUGGCAGACAGGAAAGAUUUUAAUACUCAAGCCGGAAACGAGUAUAAAACGCAUUGACAGAGGCAAAAACUACGAUGCAAGCGUGGAAUUUAAGGAAAAAGACGGGGGCAAGACGGGGACUAUCGGCGAAUCUGCUAAGGAAAUUAUUCGUGUCUUUUAUACUGCUAUUGAGGUUGAGAAGAAUGACGAGCACCAUCACUGA
This is a messenger RNA of Fusarium proliferatum ET1, 633 nucleotides long. RefSeq lists its product as uncharacterized. The record is from RefSeq and is a predicted model, not a curated record. The transcript has 2 exons. Lineage: Eukaryota; Fungi; Ascomycota; Sordariomycetes; Hypocreales; Nectriaceae. The coding region runs from base 1 to 633 and encodes 210 amino acids.